CCGCAAUCCUGUGGUUCCCUCCCUCCCAGUCCCACAGCGACGAGAGCUAUUUAAACUGUUAACAAUUCCCUCCUCUCCUACCAACUCAUCAUCUUCCCCUUCCUCACUUCCUUUCUCUAUAAAAUGCUGCUCAAUGCAACAAACGCCAUUAAACCAAAUAUUGCCAAAAGACAGAAAGACAUGGCUGGAUUCAGCCUGAAAGCCGUUUUGUCAAUCCUGCUACUCAUUCUUCUCAUGCUCUGCCAUAGCUUUGAAGUCUGCGAAGCAAGAAGAGGCAAGCAUUGGAGGCAGAAGAGGCUUCCAGCUUCUUCUUUAACAAAGAAGAAAGGAAAGGGGCAAGGUGGCGGCGGCCCCGGCCACAAGAACCACCACGGUGGCAGCGGCGGUAAGACUAAUCCGGCUCCCAUGCCAAGCCCGAGCCCAAGCCACAAUUCAAUAUACGACGUGCUUGAUUUUGGGGCUAAAGGGGAUGGGGUGACUGAUGACACUAAGGCAUUCGAAGAGGCUUGGACUGCGGCCUGCCAGGUCGAGGCAUCAACGGUGAAGAUUCCGUCAGAUUAUACAUUCCUUGUCGGCCCGAUCUCCUUCUCGGGUCCUUACUGCCAACCUAACAUCAUAUUCCAGCUGGAUGGAACAAUCGUUGCACCUACAAAUUCAAAAGUUUGGAGCCCUGGACUGCUCUGGUGGAUAGAAUUCACAAAGCUAAAGGGAAUCACAAUUCAAGGUCGUGGCACCAUAGAGGGCAGGGGCAGUGUCUGGUGGACCCAAUCAGAACCCGACAAUGAACCUAUAAAUGAGCAACUUGGCAUGAAGAUGCCCAGCAUCAAACCAACAGCAUUAAGGUUUUACGGUAGCUACAAUGUAACGGUGACGGGCAUAACCAUCCAAAACAGUCCUCAGUGUCACCUCAAGUUUGACAAUUGUGAGGCUGUCCAUGUGUUCAAUAUGUCUGUCACAUCCCCAGGCGACAGCCUCAACACCGAUGGAAUUCAUCUUCAGAACUCAAAAGAUGUUGCAAUCCACCACUGCAACCUGUCCUGCGGUGAUGAUUGCGUAUCAAUGCAGACAGGAUGCAAUGGUGUGAAAAUACAUGAUGUAAACUGUGGACCUGGCCAUGGGAUCAGCAUCGGAGGUCUUGGAAGAGACGACACCAAAGCAUGCGUAUCUAAUAUUACAGUGCAGGAUGUCAACAUGUAUGGAACCAUGACAGGCGUCAGGAUCAAAACCUGGCAGGGUGGUUCAGGUUCAGUACAAAGCAUAAGAUUCUCAAAUAUCAGAGUUUCAGAGGUGCAAACACCUAUAGUCAUCGAUCAGUUCUACUGUGACAGAAGUUCCUGCAAGAAUCAGACAACUGCAGUAGCAUUAUCAAGCAUUGCAUAUGAGAGCAUCAAGGGGACAUAUACUGUAAAGCCUGUGCACCUAGCCUGCAGUGAUAACACUCCCUGCUCCGACAUCAGCCUGACUGAAAUAGAGCUCCAACCCAUGCAAGAGCAUUAUCACAUGUACGAUCCAUUCUGCUGGCAGGCUUUUGGAGAAUUGUAUACACCAACUGUCCCUCCAAUUCCCUGCCUGCAGAACGGAAAGCCAACAAGCAACCGCAUCCUCUCCGAUCAUGAUGUCUGUUGAAGUGCAUGAGAAACAUGGUGUGUAUUAGGUGUGGCUGUGAAGCUCCCAACCCCCUUUACAUAAUGUCCCGGGGAAUACAGAUACAUUGUAUUUACAAUAAGGACAUCUAUGCCGAUUGGCAUGGUGGUACUUAAGAGGUUGAAUCAUUUGUAUGGUUCCAGUAUCUCUAAUGUGCUGCCCAGAAGGUUGCUUACUGGUGCUUAUUGGCAGCUCUGUGGAUGUCUUCAUGAUUAAAUAUUGGUGGGUUUUGUCAAUUUGUCAGUUGUACAAAGAAAUCAGUUUAGUAUCACUACUACCUUGUACCAUCAUAUAGAACUAUGUCCUUGCGCUUAUAGUACUAGCCUUGAAUAUAUUUGGAAUUGAGUAA
Messenger RNA from Phalaenopsis equestris, 1993 nucleotides. Its product is annotated as polygalacturonase At1g48100-like. Gene Ontology annotation, molecular function: polygalacturonase activity. The transcript is spliced from 7 exons. Lineage: Eukaryota; Viridiplantae; Streptophyta; Magnoliopsida; Asparagales; Orchidaceae. Bases 124 to 1626 code for a protein of 500 amino acids. Gene Ontology annotation, biological process: carbohydrate metabolic process. The record is from RefSeq and is a predicted model, not a curated record.